Mercenaria mercenaria is the source of this 520-nucleotide messenger RNA. Its product is annotated as thrombospondin-1-like. Lineage: Eukaryota; Metazoa; Mollusca; Bivalvia; Venerida; Veneridae. The transcript has 4 exons. The record is from RefSeq and is a predicted model, not a curated record. Bases 1 to 507 code for a protein of 168 amino acids.
AUGACUGCCAGAAAAUCGAUAUCAGUAACAGCGUCAUUAUGGUCAAGAUGGUUCUACGACACGUGCACAACAACAUGCGGUCCUGGGACUAUUAUCAGACUCAGACAUUGUAACACUGGACAUGACGAAGAUUGUCACGGGAAUGCAAACGAAACUGUGUCUUGCAAUCUAGGACAUUGUCCAGUGUCUGGAGCUUGGAGCGCUUGGCAGCCAUGGAGUGGAUGCUCGAGAAGUUGUGGUGAUGGAACUCGGAAUAGAUCUAGAAGCUGUGACAACCCCCCACCUCUGUAUGGCGGACCAACUUGUACUGGAGCAAAGAAUGAAACAGUUGUUUGUAAACUGACUGACUGCCCACACUGGUUGCCAUUUCAACAAGCCAAAGCAUGUAGUGUUACGUGCGGCAAAGGGUUUAUUCAGAUGAGGAGGAAAUGCAGCACUGGAAACUUGUCGGACUGUGAUGGCAGUGAAUUUACUGAAAUUCCUUGCGUUCUCAACGAAUGUUUAUAGAGCAAUAAAAUAC